UCCGAUAAUAUACACCAUUAUAGUUGAGUCUCCUUAUUAUUACUUCGUGUUGUCAACAAUUGAUACUUUUAUUUUUUACUCGCAUCUUUAAGAAUAAUAAUAAUAAGUGCAUAAAUUAAAAAACAGUAAAUAAUUGUAUUCUAUUUAAAAUAGUAUAUUUUCUAAAGAAAAUAGAGAAGAAAUUUAACGAUUAUUCACUUAGGGACUCAGUCAAAAUUUUUAUGAGAAAUGAAGAAAUUUAAACGUGCUCAGGCGGAGAAUCGGGCAGCAAUUGAAAAGCAUUUAGAAGCAAAUGAGUUUAUAGAUUCCUCGAGUGAAGAAGAAGAAGAAGGCGGAAAUGUUUUAGAUGAAGCUGUGGGUAAAGUUUUAUCCUCGUAUCAAGUUGAAGGCGGUGAUACAGAGAAAACUUUGUCUUAUUUGAGUGAAGUUUUGCAGUCAGGAGGAGCAAUUUGUUUAAUUUGUAUCUCAUCGGUGAAAAAAACAGAUGCGAUAUGGAAUUGUUAUGAAUGUUUUACUUUUAUGCAUUUACCAUGCAUUCAACAUUGGAUUCGUGAUAGUUUAACUUAUAAAAGAGAGAAAGGAAUCAAUCCUCAGUGGGCUUGUCCAAAAUGUCGCACUGAGUAUAAAGAAAAUGAAAUACCAACAAAAUAUAUUUGCUUUUGUGGAAAAUCAAUUGAUCCCCCAUAUCAACCAUGGUCAAUUCCACAUUCAUGCGGUGAAUCAUGUGGAAAAUAUCUUCAACCAAAUUGUGGACAUAAAUGUCUUCUUCUCUGUCAUCCAGGACCAUGUCCACCUUGUCCAAAGACAGUCACUGUCAAAUGUUUUUGCUGCAAACAACCAGCUCGCCCCCGUCGAUGUAACAUGAAAGAAUGGAGCUGUGGAAGUAUUUGUUCAAAAAAAUAUAAAUCAUGCCCUCACACUUGUCAAAUGGAAUGUCAUAAAGAUGAUUGUCCACCUUGUACUGAAAUUGUACUUGCCUCAUGUAAUUGUCAAGACAAAAUUAAAUCACUUCCAUGCAAUGAAUCAAUUUGGUUUUGUGAUAAACCAUGCGGUCAAAGUUUUUCAUGUAAUGUUCAUUUUUGCGAAGGUCAUUGCCAUAAAAUUGGCGAUUGUAGAGAAUGUCCAGUGGAGAAAAAUCGCACAUGCCCAUGUGGUAAAAAAAAAUAUUCCGUCUCAUGUAAACAACAACAAGUGCCAACUUGUGGCGAUACUUGUGGCAAACUUUUAGAUUGUGGUCAACAUUUUUGUAAUAUGAGAUGUCACACGGAAAAAUGUGGACAAUGUUUAGAAGUGGUAAUGAAAACAUGUCGUUGUGGUAAUUUUCAAAAAGAAAUUGCCUGUACAAAAGAUUUUCAUUGUAAUAAAAAAUGCACACAAUGGAGAUUAUGCGGUAGGCAUCAUUGUAAUAAAAAAUGUUGCGAUUGUUUAAUUAAAAAUACAUUUAACAAUUGCGAGAAGAUUUGUGAUAAUCAAUUAAAUUGUCAAAAACAUAAAUGCGCUGCUCCCUGUCAUAGUGGUCCAUGUUAUCCGUGCACUAGAAUUGAUGUUAUUCAAUGUCGUUGUGGAAGUAGUAAAAUUACCGUACCCUGUGGCUCAAUGAAAAGAAUUAAGCCACCAAAUUGUAAUAAACUUUGUAAAAUACCGCCAGUUUGUCAUCAUUCAAAACGUGAAUCGCAUAAAUGUCAUCGUGGCGCUUGUCCACCGUGUAAGAAAAUUUGUGCUCUUGUUCAUAAAAAAUGUGGACACUCGUGUCCUUCUGUUUGUCAUACAAAAGUUUGGAUAAAAAUAAAAAUCAAUGCUGAUUUACCACCGAUUGCACCUUGGGAUAAUAAUCGAAAGGAACAUUGGAAAAUGAAAACACUUCCAUGUCCACCAUGUGAAGUUUCUGUUAUGGUCACUUGUCUUGGUGGACAUGAGACAUUACCGUGGCCUUGUCAUAAGGCAAUUCCUAGCUCAUGUUUAAGAGAAUGUGGAAGAUUGUUGACUUGUACAAAUCAUAAUUGUGAAAAAUUGUGUCAUAAAAUUUAUUUAAACGAUAAUGAUGAAGAUAAUGCUAAUAAUGAUGAUGAUAAUGAUGAUGAAGAUAAAUGUAUGGUAUGUGAGAAAGCUUGCGUUAUUCCAAGACCCGAAGGUUGUAAUCAUUCGUGUUUGAAAGUUUGCCAUCCGGCUCCUUGUGCUCCUUGUAAACAACUUGUUCGAAUUGGAUGUCAUUGUGGUAUUAAUUUCCUAUAUAAACGAUGCACUGAACUUACUUCAGCAAAUAAACAACAGAAGGAUGAAAUUUUAAGAUGUGGUAAUCAGUGUCCAAAAAAUUAUUCCUGUGGACAUCGUUGUAUUGAUAUUUGUCAUUCUGGAUUAUGUUUAAAGGAGGACUUAUGCAACAAAAAAGUCAAGGUCUGGUGUAAAUGUAAAAGACUGAAAAAAGAAUUUUCUUGUAUUCAAAUUCGCAAUGGCAAUGGCAUUGUCAAGUGUGAUGAAAUUUGUCAAAAGAUAAAAGAUGAAUUAGAAAAAACACGUGAAUUAGAAAUAGCCAAAAAAAAUAAAGAGGAGGAAUUACGUAAUAAAAAAGAAAUAGAAAUGUUUGAAAAGAAAUUUAAACCAAAACGUAAGAUAAAAGAUCGAACACAUCAAAAUGACAAAACCAAAUCUGGUUCAAGAAAUUGGACAAAAUAUUUAAUUUUUGCAUUGAUAUUCUUAAUAAUUGCAUUUGCAAUCACGUAUUAUUUUACUCAAAUUUAAAUUUUAUUGAAAUUAAUAAUACAUAUAUAUUUCAAAUUUUUUUAAAAUAACCAAUCAUUUUAUUCUUCAAAACGAGUGAUAUUUUAAUUGUUUUAAAAUGAAUUUUAUCGAAAAUUAUGCAUAAAUUUCUUUUGAGACUGUGAUACUUAAAAAUCUAAUAUAUUUCACACUGGCUUGAAUUGUGUGUAUGUGUGAUAAAAUCAACGACGGACACAAUAGCGCAAAAUGUUUUUAAACAAUGAAUUUUUUCUUACAAAAAAACACGUUUUGAAUUUUAUAAUAUGCAUAAUAUUGUAAAUAGUAUUAAUAAUAUAUAUAUUUUUUUUCCUCAA
This is a messenger RNA of Leptopilina boulardi, 3071 nucleotides long. Its product is annotated as NF-X1-type zinc finger protein NFXL1. The record is from RefSeq and is a predicted model, not a curated record. Gene Ontology annotation, biological process: regulation of DNA-templated transcription. Gene Ontology annotation, molecular function: RNA polymerase II transcription regulatory region sequence-specific DNA binding; DNA-binding transcription factor activity, RNA polymerase II-specific; zinc ion binding. Bases 229 to 2739 code for a protein of 836 amino acids. Gene Ontology annotation, cellular component: nucleus. The transcript is spliced from 5 exons. Lineage: Eukaryota; Metazoa; Arthropoda; Insecta; Hymenoptera; Figitidae.